AUGGAUGCGGGGGGAGCGAGGAGGGGAGCUGCCAUCUGCCCUCCCUGCGCUGCCUCUGAGCUUCCCGAGCCCUUCCCAGACGCUCGGCACCUUCCCGAGGUCCUGCGCCCCGUCCUGGAGCACCAGGCCCUCACUGUGGCUCCCCGCAGGCGGGUGGUGACGCUGGAGAAGGCGGCGGAGGAGGCGUUUGGCUUCGAGAUCCAGACCUACGGGCUGCACCAUCAGGAGAGGAACCGUGUGGAGAUGUUCACCUUCGUGUGCCGCGUGCACGACGGCAGCCCGGCCGCUGCUGCGGGGCUCCAAGCCGGUGACACCAUCACGGGCGUCAACGGGUUCAACGUGGAGGGCGUCCGGCACCGGGAGAUCGUGGAGAUCAUCAGGAACUCGGGCGAUGUGCUCAGGCUGGACACGCUCUACGGCACCUCGGUGCGCAGGGCCGAGCUGGAGGCCCGGCUGCAGUACCUCAAGCAAACCCUCUACGAGAAGUGGGGCGAGUACCGUUCGCUGAUGGUGCAGGAGCAACGCCUGGUGCGUGGCGUGGUGGCCAAGGACCCCAGCAUCUACGCGACGCUGGAGUCUCUGCGCUGGUGCCUGCGGGGCGUGGGGCUGCCCGGGGGCUCCUCUCCGCGGCUCAGCGCUGACGGGACCCGGAGCCAGGACAGGGACCAGGACGGGCUCCUCCCUGGGCCGCUCUCCGCGGGCUCCCGUAUCUUCAGCCGCUGCUUCAGCCCCCCGGUCCCGGGACUCUCCGCGCACUCCCGGCCCCUCUGA
Messenger RNA from Tinamus guttatus (white-throated tinamou), 771 nucleotides. The record is from RefSeq and is a predicted model, not a curated record. NCBI's taxonomy places the organism in Eukaryota, Metazoa, Chordata, Aves, Tinamiformes, Tinamidae.